This is a messenger RNA of Melanotaenia boesemani (Boeseman's rainbowfish), 5804 nucleotides long. It is a transcript of the gene arid5b, whose product is annotated as AT-rich interaction domain 5B. Gene Ontology annotation, cellular component: nucleus. The transcript is spliced from 10 exons. Gene Ontology annotation, biological process: regulation of transcription by RNA polymerase II. The record is from RefSeq and is a predicted model, not a curated record. Lineage: Eukaryota; Metazoa; Chordata; Actinopteri; Atheriniformes; Melanotaeniidae. The coding region runs from base 14 to 3571 and encodes 1185 amino acids. Gene Ontology annotation, molecular function: transcription cis-regulatory region binding.
UCAUAACGUCGAGAUGGAGCCGAACUCACUGAAGUGGGUGGGCUCGUCUUGCGGUUUACAUGGACCAUAUAUAUUCUAUAAAGCCUUUAAAUUUAACCGGGACGCCAAACCGAGAAUUCUUGCUCUCGGAGACUUUUUCUUCGUCCGAUGUAAACCCGAGGAUCCUAUUUGCAUAGCGGAGCUUCAGCUUCUCUGGGAAGAAAGAACAAGCAAGCAACUUUUAUCAAGCUCCAAACUUUAUUUUCUACCCGAGGAUACCCCCCAGGGACGGAUAGUCGCUCAUGGAGAGCAUGAGGUAAUUGCGGUGUCUGAGAAGGUGAUUGUACGGCUUGAGGACCUGGUGAAGUGGACAGUACCAGAUUUCUCAGGAUGGGGCAACGGUCUGAAGGUAGAACCUCUCAAGUCCUCUGUGCUCCGGGAACUGGGGACCAACGGGAGGCGCGAGGCCCUUCACCGCUACAGGGAGAGCACCCUGACCAGUGGACUCAACUUCAAGGAUGUCCAGAGGGAGCGGGCGCAACUAGGCCAGGAAGAGGAUGGGAGGAAGGUGUUAGUCCUCAGUUACCCCCAGUAUUGCCGGUACCGCUCUGUUUUGGCACGGCUCAGAGAACAGCCAUCCCCUCUGCUCAUAGACCACACGGUGCUGGCGCUGGGCGGCAUUGCUGCGUUGGGUGGGAGCACGAGGAUCCUGUACUGCCGGGACACCUUCGAUCACCCCACCCUGCUCCAGUAUGAAAGCAUCUGCGACGAGUUUGCUCCCAACCUGAAGGGGCGACCUCGAAAGAAGAAGCUGUCCAUCUCUCAGCGGAGGGACUCCCAGGGUCAGGCUCAGGGUCAGGGCUCAUCAGGGUCAAGCCAGAGCUCAACAGCUGUGGCAGCACAAGACCCCUCCAGCCCAGAGAGCAAAACCACAACCAAGGUCAAACCCAACUGCAAAACGGUACCCAAUGGAAAAAUAACCACCCCAGCCAAACAAAAGACCACCGGCCUCAAUAAGAAAUCUUCCACUGAGGAGAAGGACAGAGGAAAGGAGAAGGAGGAGAGGAGCGAGAGAAGGGAGGAGAAGAAAGAGGACGAAGCAUCAGAGGAGAACCGAGCAGAGGAGCAGGCUUUCUUAGUGGCGCUCUACAAGUACAUGAAAGAAAGAGACACGCCCAUAGAGAGGAUCCCCUUCCUUGGCUUCAAACAGAUCAACCUUUGGACUAUGUUUCAAGCGGCUCAGAAACUCGGAGGAUAUGAGUUGAUCACAGUGCGCCGACAGUGGAAGCAUGUAUAUGAUGAAUUGGGCGGCAACCCGAGCAGCACAAGUGCCGCCACAUGUACGCGGAGACACUAUGAGAGGCUCCUCCUUCCUUAUGAAAGGCACAUAAAAGGAGAGCAGGACAAGCCCCUCCCCUUGGCCAAACCGAGGAAGCAGGAGAGCAGCCAAGAAAAGGCCUCUGCAACUGGAGCCAAAGCCAAAGGAGUAGGGGCCAAGAAACCAAAAGGCCCUAACAAUCUCCAACCGGGGAGUAAAAAAGACAGAGGGGAGACAGUGAAAGGCCAAGAGCAUUCACAGGACUCAAAUGGGAAAGAAGAGAAUUAUGAGCUCUCCACAGCCAUAAAAAAGGAGGUGUCUCUGCAGGAAGAACCAAUUGUAAUAGAGGAGGAAGAGCUACAUCUUACUCUGAAGAAGGAGGAGUCGUUGGCAGUGGAGCAGUCAUCUUCACUCUGUCCCAAAGAACCAGACUGCAGAGCCCCACAUGCUGGUCUCCCACUCCACAUGGGCCCUGGUCCCCACCCUGAAUGGAGGCCAGUUAGUGAAGCCCUUCAAUCAAAACUCAGCGGCGAGCAGCAAACCGAAGGGCAUUUUAUUCCUAAAAAUCCUUAUCUUCCUCAUCGCUGGGAUCAGAAUAAACCUGCUGGACAUGUUGCUCUGCCCGAGCCUUUCUCCAAGGUCAAAGACUUCAUUGAAAAUCAUGGCGGGAGAGUGGGGAAGGUGCUGCCCAUGUGUAAGCAGGCAGAUGGACAGUGUAUAGAUUUGAGCACAGAUUCCUUUCCAGAGAAAGAUGACUAUGGAGUCAUUAAAAAGGAAUCUAGUCAGAGCUCCGGACAGACAGCUGCCUACUGCAAAGCCAGCCAGGGAGUUAUGUCUCCUCUGGCCAAAAAGAAGCUCCUCUCCCAAGUAUGUGAAUCCAACUCUUUCACCUUUUCUUCUCAUCCCCUUCAGCCUCCACCUCCCACAACUGCAUCCUCACUCCCUGUCAUAUCAGUGGCUGAACGGGAUAAAGAGAAGAAAAAGAGUGAAGAGGAGGUGAUUGGACAGAGACGUGGGUCAGACAACAUCCCAGAGGUAGCACCUAUUUUCAGGCCAUCAGUGAUCCAGCAUGCCCAAAGCAGCAAGGCUCACCAACAAACCAACAACGGCCAGUCAGAAAGGAGCAUUUCUGGUGAUCUUUCAGAUACUUAUAGCUGCCGGACAAGCCAUCAAAUUCAGCUUAAAGUCAGUGCACCGUGGCAGCCCUACCUCCCCCAAACCCAAGAUGGUGCUGAGAACAAUGGGGAGAAGCUACUCCAGGGCCCAGCCGCUCAGUCCAGGAGCUACCCAGGGGACUGCUACUCCUCUCCUCACCUUCAUAGUCUGUACAGACAAACUGAGAGCUGCCUAAAUCAAGAGAGGUUGGUAGGCUUUGCCAGCGGAGAGCGGAGAGAGCACUACACCAGAGACCGUGAGGGCAGCCAAGGCUUUGUUUGUGGCAGCCUGGAGCAAGAGGGCUUGGCCUACAGAUCUCACUACAGUGAUAGGACUCAAACACGCGAAGAGAGCCGAGAGACCGAAGAUGAGCCCAGAGACUUUACAGUUUCUAAACCUCUCUCUCAGAGGGUUUCCUCCUUUUCAAAGCCCACCUUCUGUAGUCUCCCUUAUUCCAUCAUGCACCAGGGUUUGGAUUCCCAUCCUAAAGCGUGCAGAGUUCCACCUAUGACAAUCUGUCCUCCCAAGCAGAGCUCAGUAGAGUCAUCACAGACAUUUCCCAGCUCCAAAGCUUCAGGUGAAUUAUCCCUCACCAGCCCGAUUCGACCCAAUAAGCGGAGCCUAGUCGAGCCCGAGAGUGAAGAUGCCCCAGAAAGGAAAGUACGUGUGGUGACACCAAUCCACCCUGCCGGUACAAUCCGACGCAGUGACCCAGAGGAGCUAAAACCAGCUGAGCCUGCCCAUGCCAUUCACCUUAACAAUCAUCUCCCCGAGGGCCACCCCACAACCACUUUCCCCCCACCCCAUGCUGCACCCCUCUAUGCUGGCAUGUACCCGCAUGGCAGCCUGGUCUCAGCAGGUGCUCAGGACAGACUCCAGCAGCAUCCAGGUCUUCAGUACCUGAAAAGCCAGUCAGCCGUGUCUCCCUUAGUUCCCCCAUUACCCUUCCCCCCGGUGAUGUUCCACAGGCAGCUGCUGCCCUCCAGCCCCAGCCCGCACCAUUUCUACAGGCACCCUGGUGGUGCAGCACUGUACGGAGACCUAUUGCACCAUCUCUACCCUCUUUCGACCCUCCCACCACCACAGCUGUCCUCGGUACAUCCCAGCACCAGACUGUAAAGGGAGAGAAAACAUUUUUUUUUUUUUUAAUUCUCCUUUUUCAUCUUCAGAAACUGUAUCAGCUUCUUUUUGUCUCUCUUGCUCGGGGAAUGUGGCUCAGUCAGGACAAAAAAACACUGAUUUCAACUUGGAGCUGAUGAAAGACUUGUUAAAUGCGUCAGUCAGAUGGACUGCAAAUUCCAUUUCCUUUUUUUUUUUUUAUUUGUCUAUGCCUUUGUUUAUAUACUUUGCACUGUUCUCGAUUUGUAUCACCACUUACUGUAUCUUUUUUUGUUGUUUUUUUUGCUGUUGUACCCCUAUUUGCACAAUGCUCGUGUAUGUGCUCACAGACCAGAUUGCCGCUCUCAGUAACCAUGAGUCAGGUUGUUGCUCCAGAUGUGUGAAAAAUGGAGGGCAACAGAGAAAAGCCAUUUGUUUACUGCAUCCGAGGGCUAAACCUUGUUGCUUAAAAAACACUACAGGUAACAUCACAAUGAAAAUGAAAUUCUUUAUAUAACUAGAUGUACAAUUAUCAUUGCAAACUGUUCAGCAGUAGCUCAUUAUUAUUAUUCUUUAGGCAGCCAGUGGUGUUGUAUUUGUUUACAUGUCUCCACGCUGAACUCUGUUGCCUGUUUGCACCACAGUAAAUCCACCCAGACUGCUUGGAAUAGACGUUAACAUUCACUGUGGUGCAACACGAAUAGUUUCAUCAUUCAGAGGUGCUGUGUUUUGACAGAUGUACUGUAGAAUCACUAAUGUUUUUUACUCACAUCAGGUUUUUAUUCAUUAAGUAUUUCAGUUCAAAUACAGCUUAACCAGUUUUCAUGCUCAGUCUGUUGACAAAUAAUGAAUGUUUAUUUGUUGAGAGUUAAUGAAAAGCUGGUUUCAUUUGUACUUUCUAAAUUGAAAGUAAUUUAAUCCCCCAAACUCUUUGUGAUGAGUAGACUGUUGCGGCUUGUUUUUGUCUGUAGAACCAGCGUAAUGAAGCAGCCGUCUGCUGUGGAAUGCUCACCACAAAAAAAAAAAGAAAGAAAGAAAGAAAGAAAGAAAAAAAUCAGCAUUUCAUCUUUUUUUCUUUUUGACUUGAAAAGUUCCUCUUUAUUUUUUUUUUAUUUUGAGCAAAGAGACUCUUUAUUUCACUCCCUAAAAAGACUCACUAUGAUUUGAUAGGAAUGUCAUCACUUAGGAUAUUACUGCUUUGCAAAUAUCUGUGCCUUUCGCAGUCUUGGAUUAGAGUUAGCACUACACUUGUUAAGGUUAAUCUUCUGUAGCAGGGUAGGAAAGUCAAUAUUACUGUCACUGUUAUCUCACGCUCAUUCAAAAACAACAUGGCACACUUGGCUAUGGGACAUCAAACUUAAAGGGUAAGGCACACAAUUUUAAACAGUUCAACUUUAACCAAAUCUUUAGUAUUUGUGCUUCAACAAGUCUACUUCAGCUUAACUUUGUUAGGCAAGCGAUUAUACAAGAACCUGCAAGAUUUACUGACAGUUGAUAUUGACACAGGUCUGGUGUCUGUCAUCCGCAGGGUAUGUGAGUGCUAUGUGUUUUCUAGCUGUGAUGAAAAGGUACCAGACUCCAUAAAGUAUGCCUACCGUGCUCCAUAGCCUGAGGUGGGAAAGACAACACCUGCGCUGGCUUUUACAACCACUAUAAUUGCGAUCCAGGAUAGUCGAAAUACACAGUGAACAUGUCUGGUGUUUCAAAAGAAGGAAAAAAAAAAAAAAAAAAAGCUGUAAAUGUCUGUUUGUAGAGUUUUACUGAAUACUUAAAGACAUUCAUUUUUGAUUAAGUACUGUACAUUGCUGUGUCUAGGUAAGCUGGCAUUAGUGCUGGCUCCUGUACAGAACAUUGAUACGGGAUCAAUUCAUGACAGCCCUUCUCUCUUGUCUUAUUUUCUCUGUAAAUAGCACUGUAGAUAGUACUGCGUGGUUGGUAUGAUAUAAACUGUUAUAAUCUGUAAAUACUUAAAAAAAACAGUAUAAAAGUUGGUUACAUGAUCUAGCCGUGUUCUUUCUGCUCUGUUUCAUGUUAGGCUGAACACUACAAAUUAUGAAUUAGGAUACUCUUUUUAUUUGUUGCAUUUUCACUUUUUUUUCCCUCCACGUUGUUUCCAUUAAUGUGCAUCCUAAAAGUGUUUUUGAUACCGUAGCCAUCUGUUUACCAAUCACCCAGCUGGCAAACAAGAUAAAAAAAAUAAAGACAUUUUGUAUGAUAUGACCUCCUGUAUAUUUAAUUAAAAUAUUUUACUAUC